Messenger RNA from Racocetra persica, 705 nucleotides. Lineage: Eukaryota; Fungi; Glomeromycota; Glomeromycetes; Diversisporales; Gigasporaceae. The record is from the annotation of a GenBank genome assembly.
AAUCAAGCAUUCAGUUCACGAUCCAGAUUUUAUCCGGUUUUACGUACGUCAAAAAUGUCAAGCCACAAAGAGGAAAGAAUUAUAUUGAAUGUUGGCGGAAUUAAGUACGAGACAUACCGUUCAACGCUCACUGCUUAUCCAGAUACUAUGCUUGGUACGAUGUUCCAAGAAAGAAAUGGAUCAUUGCUUCAUCCGACCAACGGCAAUGAAUAUUUCUUUGAUCGAAACGGAUAUGCAUUUCGUUUCAUAAUUGAGUUUUAUCGUACUGGUAAGAUUCUUUGGGAAGAACCAAUAAGACCUUAUAAUAACACAAGUUCUUUGAUGGUCACUCGUAAUGAAUUACAUGAAGAAAUAGAAUAUUUUCGUAUUCCAUAUAAUCUCGGUAUUGAUAAUAGAAGAGUACGAUUCAAAAAACGACCAGCCGAGGUUAUCGAUGUAUUCGUAUUAGUGCUAGAAUCAUUUAUUGACAUUGUCUUGCAGGAAUGGCAUGGUGAUGUCAAAAUAUAUCUUUAUGAGGAUAUGAUUUCUUUCAAGGCUUUUUUUGAUAAUGAAGACGUGUCAAAUCGUCAAUUUGCGAAUCCAAAUGAUUUCAAAGUUUUUAAAAGGAUGGGAUAUAAAAUUUUAAAUUCUUUUGCUAAAAAUAUUGCAGAAUAUUUUAAAAAAAUUGAUCCCUGGGCUUCAAUGGGAUUGCCAUCACUUCGAUAA